GCAACAAACAACAACCAUGAAAGUUCACUCUUCCCCACUACCCACCUCACAUUUUCCUUCACUUUCUUUUCCUUCCCUGAUUGUCCUAUAAAUACUAAAAAAAAAUCCCAUCUUUUAUUUUCUUUGUAAAAAAAUUGAAAAAAAAAAAGAUGUCCCUUUGUUUUUCUUUCAAUGUGUCCACUCUCAACUCACCAAAGUAUCAAAGCCACAAAGCUCAUUUCUAUUCUCAAUUCAUCAAUCAAAUUCAGGUAAAUUCACUCUCACAUUCAUUACCAUCUUUUCCUUUGAAUUCAUCGCUUCCCUUUAAGUUUAGUGUAAAAAGAAUCAACCCCAUUAGAGCUUCAACAGCAACAAGUGUUGAAGCUACUCAAUCUUCAUUUAGAAACAAGAAUCCAAAAGAUAUUAACAUUUUGGUUGCGGGUUCAACUGGAUAUAUUGGAAAGUUUGUUGUUAAAGAGUUAGUUAAUAGAGGGUUUAAUGUUAUAGCCGUUGCGAGAGAAAAGAGUGGCAUUAGAGGUAAGAACAGCGAAGAAGAGACUUUGAAUCAGUUACAAGGAGCAAAUGUGUGCUUCUCUGAUGUGACAAAGUUGGAAACUUUAGAAAAAUCUUUGAAUGAUUUUGGUGUUUCAGUUGAUGUUGUAGUUUCAUGUCUUGCUAGUCGUACUGGGGGUGUUAAAGAUUCAUGGAAGAUUGAUUAUGAGGCAACAAAGAAUAGUCUUGUUGCUGGAAAAAAACUUGGGGCUAAACAUUUUGUGUUGCUUUCUGCAAUCUGUGUGCAAAAACCCCUUCUUGAAUUUCAGAGAGCAAAGCUUAAAUUCGAGGCUGAACUAAUGAGAGAAACUGAAAUGGAUAGUGGUUUCACAUAUAGUAUUGUACGGCCAACUGCAUUCUUUAAGAGUUUAGGGGGUCAGGUCGAGCUGGUUAAGGAUGGCAAGCCUUACGUGAUGUUUGGGGAUGGAAAUUUGUGCGCGUGUAAACCAAUUAGCGAGGAGGAUUUAGCUUCGUUUAUUGCAGAUUGUGUGUUGGGUGAGGAUAAAAUUAAUCAGAUUUUGCCAAUUGGUGGACCAGGCAAGGCUUUGACACCAUUGGAGCAAGGGGAGAUGUUGUUUAGACUGCUGGGGAAGGAACCGAAUUUCUUGAAAGUUCCAAUUGGAAUAAUGGAUUUUGCCAUUGGCGUACUUGAUUUCCUCGUUAAGAUCUUCCCUUCAAUGGAAGAUGCAGCCGAGUUUGGGAAGAUCGGAAGGUAUUAUGCAGCUGAAAGUAUGCUGGUUUUGGAUCCCGAGACUGGUGAGUAUAGUGCUGAGAGAACUCCUAGUUAUGGUGAGGACACCCUGGAAGAGUUCUUUGAAAAAGUGCUUAGGGAAGGGAUGGCAGGUCAGGAGUUAGGUGAACAAGCAAUCUUCUAAUCCAAUAGAAGUUUGCAAAUUUGAAUGCUAAAUUGAGUUAACCAGUUUUGAUACCCAGCCUGCUUAAAGGUGUGCAAUUUGCAGAGCUCUGAACUCAUUUUCAAUCUAUUGUGUGUAAUGUGAGUUGUAUGCAUAAUUCUUUUGUAAAGAUUACAAAACUGUGAAUUCCUAGUGUUUUAAAACUUUCCAAUAUAAAUGUGUUUCAUGUCUUCAAACUCAGUUGAGAUGUGAACUGGUUAAUACCUGAUGUAAUAGAUAUCGUAUUGUAGUCUUAUGUAAUAGAUUUGCUAUUGUAGACGGUCUUAUGAUAACAUUAAUGCUUGAAUGCAGUCCGCUCGUGGCCUGUCCACUAGGACCAAAACAUGUAUUUUUUUUCAUACUAAUGAUAUAAUCUAUGGACUCUCUUGGCCUCUA
Molecule: messenger RNA, 1820 nt
Organism: Populus nigra (black poplar)
Lineage: Eukaryota; Viridiplantae; Streptophyta; Magnoliopsida; Malpighiales; Salicaceae
Product: divinyl chlorophyllide a 8-vinyl-reductase, chloroplastic
Exons: 1
Coding region: 150-1406 (418 amino acids)
Molecular function (GO): oxidoreductase activity
Source: RefSeq, a predicted model, not a curated record